Messenger RNA from Lacerta agilis (Sand lizard), 2007 nucleotides. RefSeq names its product GTPase HRas-like. The record is from RefSeq and is a predicted model, not a curated record. Gene Ontology annotation, biological process: Ras protein signal transduction. The transcript is spliced from 5 exons. Gene Ontology annotation, molecular function: GTP binding; GTPase activity; GDP binding. Gene Ontology annotation, cellular component: plasma membrane. Bases 132 to 692 code for a protein of 186 amino acids. NCBI's taxonomy places the organism in Eukaryota, Metazoa, Chordata, Lepidosauria, Squamata, Lacertidae.
GCCCUGAGAGCGCGCGCCGCCGCCGCCGCCGCCGCCGCUGGCCCCCCUUCCCUCCCGCAUGGGGGGUGCCUGAGACUCCGAGCCUCUCUUCCCCCUCCCCGUAGGGCGGCUUGCUCUGGAACCCAGCAGAGAUGACAGAAUACAAACUGGUGGUGGUGGGUGCUGGUGGUGUUGGGAAGAGUGCAUUGACUAUACAGUUGAUUCAGAAUCACUUUGUGGACGAGUAUGAUCCCACUAUAGAGGAUUCAUACCGGAAGCAAGUGGUAAUUGAUGGAGAGACGUGUCUCUUGGAUAUCUUGGACACAGCUGGGCAAGAGGAGUACAGUGCUAUGCGUGACCAGUACAUGAGGACAGGAGAAGGCUUCCUCUGUGUCUUUGCAAUCAACAACACAAAGUCUUUCGAAGAUGUUCACCACUACAGGGAGCAGAUCAACCGUGUGAAGGACUCCGAUGAUGUUCCAAUGGUGCUUGUUGGCAAUAAAUGUGAUCUGCCCUCCCGGACGGUGGAUACGAAACAAGCCCAGGAGCUUGCCAGAAGCUACGGAAUCCCCUUUGUAGAGACCUCUGCCAAAACCAGACAGGGAGUGGAAGAUGCUUUCUACACCCUGGUGCGAGAAAUCCGAAAACACAAGGAAAAGAUCAGCAAUGGGCGCAAGAAGAAAUCUUCCAAAAGGAAGUGUAUUAUCCUCUGAAGGAGAGAGACUCUGUUGCACAGUUGGGAGUGCAAAACCCCCCUUUUUGAAUCUGGGUAUUUUCCCAAGCUGCAAGAUAAAUUCUGAUGGCCAUGCCCCUCACCCAUUUUCAGCUGGAAGGCGAAGGUGGUUUUGAGUUCUUACUGUCAAUUAUUUUACUAUUUUUAAAACUGGGACGUUGCAUCCAGUAUGAGGAUUUGUAACCACAUUUGAUGUUCUGUUGCUUCUUGCCCCUUCAUUAUUUUUUUUAAAAGAUCAUCUUGUUUCUGGUCCUUAGGAUUAUAGAGGUCACUCCUAAGUGUGACCUGGUGUAGACUGAUCCUGCAGGUUAGAUGGAAGGGAUAGCACGAAGUCAGUGUCUCAGUCAGAACCUUAGGGGCCUUUCUCAUUUUUUGUAGCAUUUUACCUACCUUGGUUCUCCGUGAGACUGAAGAGGAAGCCGCAUAGACUUGACACCAUUGUCUUUUUAUUUGUUAGCAGAGGAAUAAAGGUAACCUUGGACAGAAGGUGAUCUGCUGAAGGUGGCAAUGAGGAAUGCCAAAAGAGAAAAUGUGGAAAGCCAAACCCUCUCUGUAGCUGAAUAUUUCAUACCACUAUUAAAAUAGAUGGUGCUCAGUUAUUUUUCUUCUGGGUGGUUGAAAUUCUGUAUUAAGUUGGUCUCUCUCUCUCAGGUUUUCAUUUGGGCUGUUAUAACUUCUGAGCAAAAGCUCAUACUUUCAAAUGAAUGGGGAAAUGUACUUUUGCUCAGCAAGUUUUAUUAAAAAAAUGUGUGGUGAUGGGGAGAUAUCAACAAGUUAUGAGAGGUACUUUUAAAUGGCUGCACAGCCUCCACCAUCCAAAGGCAGUGGCACCUGUUGUUUGUGAAAAAAACAACUGUUGGAGAUAGCUGAAUAUUUGCACCAUAGAAGUGUCCUAAAUUAACCUGCCUCUGUUGCUCUCCUUUACUAAUUGGUUCUUGGGAGUAUAGCGAUGUUGACUCUCUUUAUAAACAGAAGGGAGGAAUAUGAUCCAAAGGUCUCUUAAUCAUCCCUCUUUUUUUAGUCCCCUGCAUAGUCCUGGGGUUGCUUGGGUGGGUUGAGAUAUAGGUACUUAAAUGCUGGCAUGGAGAGAAAAGAGUCUGAAUUUAUUAUCCUGUUAGUGUUUAUAAGCCAUCAGAAUUACAUUCUGUCAUUAUUUGAUCUUAUUCUCUUCCCCCCCAUCCCACCCCAAAACCCCACCCUUGGAAUCCUGUGUUGAUUUGGUCUUUUUCCAUGGUCCCGAGGAUCUGUACAAUAAAUGCCACCACUUGGAAUAAACCUGUGAAUAAGCUACCUGA